AGCCAUCAUCUUCAUUCAUCUCAGCGGUAUUCAACAUUCAAGCUUUCAGUUUGCGAACGCCGAACAGCUGCUCACCUCACUCGGAACAAUUUUAGCUUCAACCAGUAAUCCCCGGAUGAUUAUUCAAUCCGCUGACCUCUUACGGAAUGCCCACAAACUGUUCGUAAUAUUUCCCAAACGGAAAUUUUCAGCCAGAACCUCAAUUUACAAUGUAACUCAGGAACCGCAUUCUCAAGGCCCAGCCCGCGUCCCGUUUGGAAUUGAAAACGAUGAUGUGGUGUCAUGGACAUGGACAAUCUCAGAUUUUGUAAAGAAGAACCAGCCACAAAAGGCCAUUGGUCUAUUCAAAAGAAUGCUUAUGAGUAAUCAAAGGCCGAACUAUGUCACAGUUCUCAGCUCCAUUCAAGCAUCUUCUUUUAUGGGUUCGGAAAUGCUGGGGAUGGAGAUUCACUCUUUUGCUGUAAAAAUGGGAUUUCAAUCAGAAACACCUAUUAUUACAGCACUUCUUGGUUUUUAUUCUGUUUGGGACAUGGGAUCUGCAUUUAAGCUGUUUCUACUGGCACCAGAGAAAGAUGUUAUUUUGUGGAGUGCAACGAUAUCUGCUUUUGUAAAGGCUGGAGAGUAUAUCAUGGCCAUUGAUCUUUUUAAAGAAAUGCAAUUGUGUGGGGUUGAACCAAACUAUGUUAGCAUUUUGAGUGUCAUACCUGCUUGUGCCAACCUUUCUGAUUUGAGAAGUGGGAGAGAACUACAUGGGCUUUCCAUCAAAAGGUCGUUUAUCUCUCAUCUUAAUGUUCAGAAUUCACUCUUGGAUAUGUAUGCUAAGUGUGGGAGCUUAAAUGAGUCUAUUAGCAUUUUUGAAAAUAUAGAAAGGAAGGAUCUUGUUUCAUGGAAAAAUAUUAUUACUGGGUGCAUUAAUAAUGACUGUCCAAGAGUAGCCUUGAACUAUUUCCAAGCAAUGCAGAUAUAUUGCUUCGAGAUGGAUGAGAGAAUCAUACGGGAGGUAAUUGGAAUGUCUUCCAGAUUGGAUGAUACAAAAACUGGUCAAGGAAUCCAUAGCUUUGCACUAAAAUCUGGAUUUUUGGAAUGUGUGUCUGUUGUCACUGCACUUCUUCAAAUGUAUGCUACCUCUGGUAAUAUUGAAUCAGCAAGGAGUUUAUUCGAUUCACUUGGGCAAAAAGAUAUCAUUGCUUGGAGUGCAAUGAUCUCAGCUUAUGCUCAAACUUACUGCAAGCUUGCUCUUCAAUGGCAGCACAAGAUUUUGGAGAAGCUGUACAUGCACAGUCAUUGUGGCUUAGAAUAUGAGGCAUGGAACUGGUUCCAUGCGAUGGAAGAGAAGUAUGAUAUUACACCAAAACUUGCGCACUAUGCUUGUAUGGUGGAUAUGCUUAGUCGUCAAGGGAAUGUAGAACAAGCUCUUGAGUUUGUGAAUAAAAUGCCCAUCGAGCCAGAUAAGCGGAUAUGGGGAGCUGUGCUUGCUGGAUGUAGAAAAACUCAUGGAUCAAUUUUGGUACACAGAAAUUUGAAAAGGAUGGAUCUGGAGGCUAAAGCUAAACCUCCCAUCGCCACCGCCCUCCACCAUGCCCACCGCUUCUCUCACUGCUCCCUCUGCUUCUCUCAUCUCCCUUUCGCCCCAAAUUUCUGUACCCAUCAAGUCCCCGCCUCUUUCCUUCGUUACUGCUCCCCUCACGGCUCUUCCAUCGACUCUCCCAUCCUCUUCUCUUCCGCCGCAUUCCACCUCCUUCGCCACUCUCCUGCUAUCAUGGACACCUCCGGCCUCUGCCUCUCCCUCCGUCUCCUCCGCCGAUUCCAAAUUCUUUGUCUCGUUUCCGGAAACGAUGGUGUUUUGGACAGGACCGGAGGUUUGAUGACCAACCACGAGGAAUUGUUGAUGAUGGUGGACACUCGUGAGGAUGUGGUCACCAAUGAGGUGUUUGAGAGAAUCAAAGAAGGCUCUAGAGCUAUGGCAUUUGCAAGGAGGAUGCUGAGCAAUCUGAAUUCGGAAUCUCCUUUGGCUGGAGACUGUGAUUUGGAGGAGGCUGUGCUAACUAAUUCCGUGGAGGUUCUCAACAAUGCCCUGCUCCAUAUUUGCUUCGCCAUGGUGUAUACAUCCAAAGUACACACAGAUGGUGAUGGUGGAAAUGGAAGUGAACAUAUCAACACUAGUUCUAAUUUCAAAUUCUUAUCGUCACUGGGGAGUGAGAAAGAAUGUGGCCCGAGACCGAGAUUGUUUGUUCGCAGCAUAAAGGAUAUUAAGAAAGGAGAGGAGCUGCUAAUAACAUACACAGACUUGUUACAGCCUAAGGUAGUAAGGGGAUGAGACAAUCUGAGCUGUGGUUAAAGUACCGAUUUCGUUGCUGUUGCGAUAGAUGUAAUGCUGAACAUAUGUGGAUCAUAUUUUGGAGGUGAUGAAGGAACUUUCUUUUAGGAAUCUUGAGUGUUCAGCCUUGACCACUAGUAGCAACUUUUCAUUGGGAUUUUACCGUGGAGAAGUUGGUUGAAUG
Molecule: messenger RNA, 2501 nt
Organism: Cuscuta campestris
Lineage: Eukaryota; Viridiplantae; Streptophyta; Magnoliopsida; Solanales; Convolvulaceae
Source: the annotation of a GenBank genome assembly